Messenger RNA from Drosophila hydei, 1016 nucleotides. RefSeq names its product transcription initiation factor TFIID subunit 12 (gene Taf12). Gene Ontology annotation, molecular function: TBP-class protein binding; DNA binding; protein heterodimerization activity. NCBI's taxonomy places the organism in Eukaryota, Metazoa, Arthropoda, Insecta, Diptera, Drosophilidae. Gene Ontology annotation, cellular component: SAGA complex; transcription factor TFIID complex; SLIK (SAGA-like) complex. The record is from RefSeq and is a predicted model, not a curated record. Bases 248 to 829 code for a protein of 193 amino acids. Gene Ontology annotation, biological process: DNA-templated transcription initiation; RNA polymerase II preinitiation complex assembly. The transcript has 3 exons.
GUUUAGCAACACUCUCACAAGCCUGGUGAACUUGUUUUGUUGCUUUUGCUAAAUUCACAGUUUAAUUGUUACAAUUAUAAAAACAAAUAACUAAAAGUCGUAUUUACACAACAAUCAACAACAACGAUACACAACUGCAACGCUUUGGUUUCAUCUCUUUCUAAAUUCUAAAUCCCAUUGCCUAAGUAGAGUAUUUAAGAAAGAGCAAACAUUUUUGUCUAUUAAAAAACAAACUAUCGAAAACGCAAUGUCGGAUCUUUUUACCACUUUCGAUAGCAACAGCGGGCAACACGAUACACCAAUGGCAUCGCCCUCUCAGCACAGCCCCAUGACAAACAACAACAGUAAUUCUUCAUCCACACAGAACGGUGGAGCAACAGCGGCUCAAGCAGCCGCUGCUGCUGGUGUUGGUGGUGGUGGUGGUAGCGGUGGUAGUGCCGGUAGUGCAGGGGCUAGUGGUAAUAAGAGCACAAGCCACAAUGUUGCAACGGGCGCAGAAAAUACUCCUAUGUUAACCAAACCGCGCCUCACAGAACUGGUGCGCGAAGUGGACACCACCACACAGCUGGAUGAGGAUGUGGAGGAAUUAUUACUGCAGAUUAUCGAUGACUUUGUCGAGGACACUGUUAAAUCGACGAGCGCCUUUGCCAAGCAUCGCAAAUCAAAUAAGAUCGAGGUACGCGAUGUGCAGCUGCAUUUUGAGCGGAAAUAUAAUAUGUGGAUACCGGGCUUUGGUACAGAUGAGCUGCGUCCGUAUAAACGUGCUGCGGUCACCGAGGCGCACAAACAGCGUCUGGCCUUAAUUAGGAAAACCAUAAAGAAAUACUAGAGGGCAAUGGAUGUAGUUUGCAUGGUAUUUCAUUUGUUGAUAGGUAGUUUGUUUUUUUUUUUUAAAUUUUAGUUUUCAUAAAAUAACACUCCACUUUAUUUAUAUAAGCAGCAAAGUUAUAUCACGGCUAAACAAUAGUUUACAAUUUAUAUCAAUUUUUAAAUAUACAAGAAAACAAGAUAUAAGC